Molecule: messenger RNA, 5524 nt
Organism: Eleginops maclovinus (Patagonian blennie)
Lineage: Eukaryota; Metazoa; Chordata; Actinopteri; Perciformes; Eleginopidae
Gene: large1
Product: LARGE xylosyl- and glucuronyltransferase 1
Exons: 15
Coding region: 609-2900 (763 amino acids)
Biological process (GO): protein O-linked glycosylation via mannose
Cellular component (GO): Golgi apparatus
Molecular function (GO): xylosyltransferase activity; glucuronosyltransferase activity
Source: RefSeq, a predicted model, not a curated record
UUGUCAGGAAGAAAGAGCUGCUGUGUUGAGGCCGAAAACUCAGACACACAAGCAGGACCUGGAAGAUACUGGACUUACCCCCGUGGAAGGGAUAUAUCUACUCCACCGGACAGUAGGAAGUGGUUUUCACUAACCAGCGGAGCUCCGACCGAGUCCCCGGGCUUCUGCUACGGAGGCCGCCGCGGGUCCGCUGCUCCCCGCCGCCUGUGUGUCUCUGCCUGCUGGUCACAGUAAGCCAGACCCUGGUAAUGAGAUUGAAAGGAGACAAAACAGACACCACAAAACCUGUGUGAGAUUUGAGUGUGAGGAAGGCGAUAGGCUCAGCUGUUGCUGCCGGUAGCCAUGGCUAACAGCUGAGGCUGCAAGCCCGGGUAAACAUCCCGCUACAGACCCAACUACAGGAACAAGUCAGCGGCGGAACACUGUCUUAUUUUGCGCAAGAACUGUCACCUGCACUCGCGUUCUGAAGAAGCGAUUUAUUCCUGGGGAUUUAUUUGGUUUAGGACAUCUAAAAGCCUCUGCAUCAGUGCCAUGAAUCAGCCUGGACAACAGCUGCUCCCAACAUAGAGGUCACUUCGCCUCUCUUUCCAUUUGCUUUGGUCCAGAGGAUGCUGGGAAUGUGUCGUGGGCGCAGGAAGUUCCUGGCGGCCUCUCUUGCCCUGCUCUUCAUCCCAGCACUCACCUGGCUUUACCUGUCAGUCGGGAGCUUUCAAGUGAAGCCCCUCCCCCUGUCUCCAUUGGAAGCCCAAUCCUCGACGACGGUGGGCGGAGCCGGCGAGCGGCAGGCCUUAGAGCUGCGUGUCCGGGCCGUGGAGGAAGAGAACCGGGCGCUGCGCCGGGAGCUCAGCCGGCCGCCCAGGAGCCCGUCGGCACGCCUCCAAAACGCUGGCCCCCGUGGCAACCAGAGCCGAACCCAUUCAGAAGAGGGCACCGGCGACAAUGAGGGCCAGAAAGCUGGUGCAGCGGGUAACAACUCGGACUGUGUGCAGCAGCCAGUGGUGGAUAAGUGCGAGACGAUACACGUGGCCAUCGUAUGUGCCGGUUACAACGCCAGUCGAGAUGUGGUGACGCUGGUUAAAUCCGUCCUCUUCCACAGGCGGAACCCGCUUCAUUUCCACUUCAUCACAGACUCCAUAGCUCAGCAGAUCCUGUCCUCUCUGUUCCACACCUGGAUGGUCCCUGCCGUUAGAGUCGACUUCUACGAUGCAGAUGAGCUGAAGUCUGAGGUGUCGUGGAUCCCCAACAAGCAUUACUCUGGGAUCUACGGCCUGAUGAAGCUGGUGCUCACUAAGACGCUGCCGUCCGACCUGCAGAGAGUCAUCGUCCUGGACACGGACAUCACAUUCGCAACCGACAUCGCUGAGCUCUGGGCUGUCUUUCACAAGUUCAAAGGUCAGCAGGUUCUUGGUCUGGUGGAGAAUCAGAGCGACUGGUAUCUGGGGAACCUCUGGAAGAACCAUCGGCCGUGGCCGGCUCUGGGCAGGGGCUUCAACACCGGGGUGAUUUUGCUUCUGCUGGAUCGUCUGAGGAAGCUGAGAUGGGAGCAGAUGUGGAGGCUGACUGCAGAGAGAGAACUAAUGAGCAUGCUGUCCACCUCCCUGGCAGACCAGGACAUCUUCAACGCUGUGAUCAAACAGAACCCGUUCCUGGUGCACCAGCUGCCCUGCUUCUGGAAUGUCCAGCUGUCCGACCACACCCGCUCUGAGAAGUGCUACAAAGACGUGUCGGACCUCAAGGUGAUCCACUGGAACUCCCCCAAAAAGCUGCGAGUGAAGAACAAGCACGUGGAGUUUUUCCGGAAUCUCUAUCUCACCUUUCUGGAGUACGAUGGCAACCUGCUGCGGCGGGAGCUGUUCGGCUGUCCGAGCGAAACCGACCACAACAGUGAGAACCGACCGUCUCCUCUCUGCCUGCAGCUUCAGAAGACUCUGUCAGAGCUGGACGAAGACGAUCCUUGCUACGAGUUUCGUCGAGAGCGAUUCACCGUCCAUCGAACGCACCUCUACUUCCUCCACUACGAGCACGAGCCAAGCCCUGACAACACCGACGUCACUUUAGUCGCCCAGCUCUCUAUGGACAGGUUGCAGAUGCUGGAGGCCAUUUGUAAGCACUGGGAGGGCCCGAUCAGCCUGGCCCUCUACCUGUCGGACGCUGAGGCCCAGCAGUUCCUGCGCUACGCUCAGGGCUCCGAGGUGCUGAUGAGCCGUGGGAACGUCGGUUACCAUAUCGUCUACAAGGAGGGACAGUUCUACCCGGUCAACCUGCUGCGUAACGUGGCCAUGCGGCAUGUCAACACGCCUUACAUGUUCCUGUCAGACAUCGACUUCCUGCCCAUGUACGGCCUGUACGAGUACCUCAGGAAGUCAGUAGUGCAGCUGGACAUGGCCAACAACAAAAAAGCUCUGGUGGUUCCCGCCUUUGAGACGCUGCGAUAUCGUCUGUCUUACCCAAAGUCCAAGGCUGAGCUGCUCUCUCAGCUGGACAUGGGCACUCUCUUCACUUUCAGGUACCAUGUGUGGACCAAAGGCCACGCACCAACUAACUUUGCCAAAUGGCGGACAGCCACCACGCCGUACAGGGUGCAGUGGGAGGCGGACUUUGAGCCGUACGUCAUGGUGAGGAGGGACAGUCCGGAGUACGACCGUCGCUUCGUCGGCUUCGGCUGGAACAAGGUGGCUCACAUCAUGGAGCUGGACGCACAGGAGUAUGAGUUUGUGGUUCUGCCCAACGCCUACAUGAUCCACAUGCCUCACGCGCCCAGCUUCGACAUCACCAAGUUCCGCUCCAACAAGCAGUACCGGGUCUGCCUGAAGACCCUGAAGGAGGAGUUCCAGCAGAACAUGUCGCGGCGCUACGGCUUCGCUGCCCUCAAAUACAUGACGGCUGAGAACAACAGCUAGCCACCACUGCAGACCCUCACCCCCCCGGCCCUGAACUAUUGACACGUGGGCUGGGGAAUUGCGGAUGGGGGGUAGGGGGGGGACAGGAAACAGACAGGGUUACUUUGAGACUCGAGUCCCUCAGACUUUGUUUGAGUGUUUGACCCUCAGUGUGGGACUGCAUGGGUCUUUAUGUUCACUCUUUGUCCUCGGCUGUCGAUGGAAGGAAUAAUCCAGGAGGAGAUCACUUCUGCCAGGAUGGAGAUGCUGUGAGAGACAGGCCCCGGCUGUGUGAGCCAUGAGCUCUGGCCCUUAAAUCUUACAGACGAGAACAUUCAAUGCCUUGUCAUGUUUGUAAGGCCAGUGACAAAGUUGUUGGCUGUGUGUAACAUUAUGUAAGUGUGUGUGCAAGUGUGAGCGUGUGAGUGUGUGUACAUGCAGGUAGAUGUUUGUUUCUGCAGGACAGUGCUUAGCGAAAAGCUUAAGGAGAGAUGAAGAAGUGAAGCAUUGUGGGUUUACAAUCUGUUUGCACGCCUUCCAAGUGCCAACGAAAAGCAGCAGACUGACAGUAAACCCGACUCAAAUGCAAAUCGUCACCAGGCGGCAAGAUAAGACAAAGCGGUUCCGUGUCCACAUAGAUUUUGAAAAUCUCAUUGUGACGAGUGACACACUCCGAUAUCGAGGCGAGCAGCCAGCCGCUGCUUAAUUUGUUUCCUAGCUGAUGCAUAUCAGAAUAAAUCCUUCUCCUCGUAUGACAAGGGAAGUUAAGUGCAGAGGCUGGAGGUUGAUAUUCAGGGUGUCUCCACAUCAGCGAGCUGCUGCACAAUGUUUCCAGUGUUCAUUUACGAUACACAAUCUGACAGCAGCCGGUCAGCGUGAUUUCCUUUUGUGGAUUUUAAAUGGGUGUUGGUGCGGUCUGCACAAACACCUGCUGGAAGGCCUGUCAGUUUGUGAUUCCCCAACACACAGAGUAUUCCGUUUUUACUUUUCUGUCCAACCAUCAGUGUUAUUUAUCAGUGUGUUUACAGUCCUGGCGGGUGGAGCAGGAAGCGGUAUUGUCUCCUGAUCUGAAAGAGAGUUUGAAAACUGAAAAGAAGCUAUUUUUCCUCUGACUCUCACUUUUUCUUUAUCACUGGCCUCUAGUUUGACGACAUCGUGGCGUCCAGUAACGCUGCAGUGGUGUGUGUUCUCCUUUUUCGUUGUCACACACCAUCGGGCUAGGUGUAGUGAUCAUGUUUUGUUGUGGAUAAGCUGUUACAAUCAAGACAAGCAUAUCUCUCCCAGAGAAUUUAGACAGGGCAACAGACUGACAUUCACUGUAGCAUUAUACUCGUGUUAUAUGAUAAACAUAUCAUAACACUGGUCUUGAGUAUAUGCAUUAAGAUGCAUGUUACUAUAUGAUAAGGUCAAACUAAAUUAUAGUUUGAAUGAACUACAGAUAACUGAAAUAUGACCUCAAAGAAUGUAAAGUAGGUUAAUAUCAGUGAUAUUAAAUAUGAUAAUAUGGACAUUAAAAAAGGAUCAAUUAGACAUUCUGAAACGGUUGCAAUAUGUUAACUCCGAUCCACAGGGUGGUGCUAACACACCUGAAGCUGUUUUGUAACACUAGAAGAAGAAUAACUUCUGAUAUUUAGUUACAACAAAAACAUUUCAGUCAUUUCUGAAUUGUAUUUAUGGACAACGAGGUAGACUAAAGUGUUAUACCCUGUAGGGGUUUUAUUCACUCUUUACCACACAGAGCAUUUAUUGGUUAAACUGAUCAGGGAUCAGAACACCACUGCCACAGUUCACUCUCUAUAACUAUGUGUGUAGACAUUGCUGGAGCUGGUUUCUUCCUUUCACUUCCAUGAGCUUGGGGGAAAAUGGAUAAUUGAAGUGUUACCUCAGCUGCCAUUAUCCGAGGUGUCUGCAGACUGCACAUCCACCGAUGGCUCGCUGAGAGGAUUAAAAAUAAGUAAUUAAGGUAGAAUGAUAGAAAAGUAUUUAGAGCUUUUAGAAAAGGACUAGUAUGCGUCUCAAAAAUUCAGUCACACUUCUCCGGCCACUUCUCCUCUCAGGCUCGAUACAUAAAUUCAAUAAAAGAAAAAAUCAAUCUUGUGUGUUACAAAUGAAAUGUGAUAUGAGGCCGUGGCUUUUAACGAUUGUUUUGUCAAAGUUUCAAAGACAAGAAUGAGCUCUUUUUGCAGAGCUCACAUGCCAACAAAAGCCAUAUCCAUGACAACUGAGCAAACUCAAUCUGAUGAUGAAUAGUGUUGCGAUGGAAAAAAGGUGGAAUUUGAGUUGGAAUUGAUUUUUAAAUGUUAUUAUAAGUUAGGGCAAUAUGUUGUUUAUUCCAGCUGGAGUUAGCAAAACACACCACUUGAGAAACACACGUAUCUGUAGGAGACAUUUCCUUAUUUUUAAGAUUGUACCAUCGUCAAACUAGAGGCCUGUUUUUCUCUCUCUGUCUCUCUCUGUUUCUGUGUAGUCAUACAGGUGUGAGUGUGCAUACGCUGUGUGUCUGAUGUGUGUCUGUGAUCAGUGUGCAGGUGUGUGAGGUUUCUGAGUGUGUGUGUAUGGCUUUGCAGGGCUGGGAGGAGCUGCAUUGUUUAAAGUAAGACAGUGCUGACUGAUGCUGCUACCUGAAUAAAAAGCAAAGAGUCAAA